GAACACAUGUGUUUAGUUAUCCUAGCCCAGAAGUUUCUCUCAUUUUUCUCAACUCUCUUAUUCUACGUUAUGGACUAUGACUAUGAGUACUGCUACCUAAACCCUAAUUCAAAACGGUUGAUAAUCGUCUUCCAUCGCUCAAACUCGAAAUCUCGAAAAAUUUGACGAUGGCCGAUUCGAGCAGCUUUAACAUGAAAAAGCGAGGCGCUGCUAGUGAAGGUGUAGAGCUGGUUGAAGAAAAUGGGUUAAAGAGACGAAGUUGCAGCUCAUCUCCUCUUCCAACUGGGUCUGGACAUGAUACUACUCAAGCUGGGGCUUUGAUUGAACAAUUACGAUGGAAUUUCAUGACUGACAAACUUCGAGAAUUGGAAUAUGAAAUUGAGAAGAGGAUCUCACAUAGCAUUAACUCUCCAAGUUGUGGAGAUGAAACCGAAGGUAGAGAAAGAGAAAGAGAAGUCCUACGUGAUGGUUUGAUUAAAGAAAAACUGCCAGAAUGGGAAAAUGAAUUUCGUGAAACAGUAAUGAAGGAAUUAGAUAGGAUUGCACAGCUUCAACUUAAACCUCCUCCACCAAACCCACUAAGCUAUCAAUAUGAGAGAGGAUCUGGAAGUGGAACAUGGAAACUCAGAUUACAUUUUUGCAAUCAAAUUGCCAGCAUCAUGUACCCCAAGGAUGAGAUAAAAGGUAUAGAUGACAAUCCAUUGAGACUUGAAAUUCGUGAUGCCUACUACAACACUAUCAUCGAUACCGGUCUAUUAUCGUCUGCUCCGUUCCAGAUCUUCCUCUUCGAAGAAGAAAAUGAUUCUAAAAGAUCUCCAGAUUUUGUUCCAGCCGAUAAACUAAGAGAGUUGAUGUCUUUUAAGGCUAUCCAAGUAUGUCGCCUAGAAAAUGGAGUUGGGUCUAUCAAAAAUCUUAUUAUCAAGCCCAGUUCAUAUUGGAUAUCUAAGAAGUUUUAUUUGGUAGUCAAAGUUAUGGAUGAACAGAUUUUAAUGGAGACCGGUGCUACGAUUGAAGAUGCCACUUCCGAACCUUUUACAGUUAAGACUAAUCGAAUGAAAGGGUUUGCAAAGCAUAACCCCCCAACUAAGCAAAGUGAAGUAUGGCGGCUAAUUGGGAUCAGCAAAGGAGGUGUAUAUCACAGAAUCUUAUUGCCACAAGGCAUAACAACUGUGGGAGAUUUCUUGAAGAAAUAUCAUGAAAUGGGUUCUCAAGCUUUGAAAGAGAGUCUUGGAGACAAAAUGUCAAAGGAGAUGUGGGAAAAGAUUGUUGGGCAUGCUAAGCAAUGUGAGGGUUAUGAUCCAACUCAUUAUCUUCCAACCUUACAGGCUGAUGAUCAUCGUGCUGAUACCAAUCAUAACUCAGAAGUUCAUAAUCCUCAAAAUCAAAGCGUUGAGGACAAUAAUAAUAAUAAUUCGGUGGGGACUGAACAACAACUACCUAAUUCCAAUCAUAAUUCAGAAGUUCAUAAUGACCAAAAUCAAGAUGUCAAGGAAAAGAAAUAUGAAGAAUGGUGUUUUGAAAAAGUGUCGGUUCUACUAGAAUCUUAAGAGUUCUUCUGUCAUCAUUUCCAUUUGGGCUAUAUUAGAAGCAGCUUCUUCAACUCCAUAUGAGAUGAGUGUUAUACUUUGAACACCCUCAAGAACUUGGACCAUAUUAAGAAAAAGCUUCUCUUUCACAGUCAAUUUUAGCCCUUUUUCUAUUAGAAAAAAUGUUUGAUUGAUAUAGUUUUUUUGGAAUUGUUUGCUAUUAUUCCAUCCUUUGGUUGAAUAUUGCAUGAAUUAUGUUAUUAAUUAUCUUUAUCACCCAAUUAUUUGUUGGAAGACGAUACUAGAAUUUUAACCAAUACAAUUUUUCUAUGGCUUUACAACGAGGAUGAACUGGUUUUUUAUGGUAGAUGGAUUGAACUUUUCAAUA
Molecule: messenger RNA, 1914 nt
Organism: Cucumis sativus (cucumber)
Lineage: Eukaryota; Viridiplantae; Streptophyta; Magnoliopsida; Cucurbitales; Cucurbitaceae
Product: calmodulin-binding protein 60 E
Exons: 11
Coding region: 168-1547 (459 amino acids)
Biological process (GO): regulation of salicylic acid biosynthetic process
Cellular component (GO): nucleus
Molecular function (GO): calmodulin binding; DNA-binding transcription factor activity; sequence-specific DNA binding
Source: RefSeq, a predicted model, not a curated record